Chara braunii is the source of this 645-nucleotide messenger RNA. NCBI's taxonomy places the organism in Eukaryota, Viridiplantae, Streptophyta, Charophyceae, Charales, Characeae. The record is from the annotation of a GenBank genome assembly.
GGGAAGCGUCAGUGCCCGAAUGUUGAAGGCGAACAAUCCGGAGAGAGAGACGAUGUACAGGACAUGAGCGAGAACUUUGUUGUGAAAGAAAUGCUUUACGGCACCGUUGCGCAAGAAUUGCGUGACAACGGUAUUGAGGAAGAGGAACCUAAUGACGACGAUGAGGAGGAGGACGAAUCGAGCAAUGACGAUGAUGGGGAGGAGGAAAGGAGUGAGAAUGCCGAUUCAGAAGACACAGACUCUAACGAUGAUGAAGGGAAGAACGAGUCGGGAAUUGAUGUCGACAUGUUCAAGAAGAGUCUAUCUGGAGAUCUUUUAGGAGAAGCGAAGAAGAUAAUAGCACAGGAGGCGAGAAGAGGAGUGUACAGCAAAUCAAGCAAGAGUGAGAAACCUCCUUACAACUUGGAAAAACGCGGCAKGAACGUACGUGUGUACAACAAGAAAGCUAACUACCACGUGAACAAGAAGAAUGUUGAAGUAGUUCUGAAGGAAGAUUGCUGCAAGGCCAACUGUUACAAGAAGUUCACAGCGGUAGAUGUUUUCUACAAGCUCGAAGAAUUUUAGGCGAUGAAACAACCUAAGCAACUCAACUUCUUUCUCGCACAGAUGAGAAUUGCGUCGUACUUUUCGGAUAAGGGAGAUUUA